Pelmatolapia mariae (spotted tilapia) is the source of this 1383-nucleotide messenger RNA. RefSeq names its product piggyBac transposable element-derived protein 3-like. Lineage: Eukaryota; Metazoa; Chordata; Actinopteri; Cichliformes; Cichlidae. The coding region runs from base 1 to 1383 and encodes 460 amino acids. The record is from RefSeq and is a predicted model, not a curated record. The transcript has a single exon.
AUGCUGUACGCAGUUGCCAGCAUUAGCACCCUGAGACCUCCAUUUGACCUGUUUGUGACAGAAGAGAUUCAACUGCUGUGCACCCACACAAACCUGCAUGGGAGGCGAAAGUGUGAGGAUUGGAGGGAUGUGGAUGGUGUGGAGAUGAGAGCCUACAUCGGAAUUUUGAUUCUAGCUGGUGUCUACCGCUCAAUAGAUGAAACAACGUGUGGUUUGUGGGUUGACAAGACCGGACGGGCAAUAUUUCGUGCUACAAUGCCGCUCUACCGCUACUCCCAGAUCAGUGCUAACAUCCGCUUUGAUGACAAGCUCACCCGCCCGGGACGUUUCAGGAGCGAUAAGCUUGCUGUAAUUCGGGUUCUGUGGGAAAAGUGGGUUGCUCGUCUCCCCCUGCUGUUCAAACCAGGAGUUGAUGUGUGUGUCGAUGAGCAGCUGGUUGCAUUCAAAGGUCGAUGUGGAUUUCGACAGUAUAUGCCCAGGAAGCCUGCAAAAUAUGGCAUUAAAAUCUGGGUGACCUGUGAUGUGGCAACCUCCUAUCCCUGGAAGAUGGAAAUUUACACAGGAAAAUCACCUGGAAGUUCCCGGGAAGUUAAUCAGGGAAUGAGAGUUGUGCUACAACUGACAGAGGGGCUCCAAGGACACACUGUCACUUGUGACAACUUCUUUACUUCAUUCAGUUUGGCAGAGGAGCUGCUCAGAAGAAAACUAGCUCUGGUUGGCACAAUCAGGAGAAACAAACCAGAGCUCCCUCCCCAGCUUGUUCAGCUGCGACAGAGGAAGAUUCUUUCAUCUCUCUUUGCCUUCACCAAAACAACCAUGGCAGUCUCCUACAUGCCCAAGCAAGGGAAGAAUGUGCUUCUUUUGAGCCCAAAGCAUAGGGAACCAGCAGUCAGUGAUGGGGAAAAGAAGAAGCAAGCAGCAAUCCUUGACUACAAUAGGUGUAAAGGUGGAGUGGAUAACCUAGACAAGGUUGUUGGCGCCUACAGUUGUCGGAGGAAAACCAGUCGCUGGCCACUGGCUCUGUUCUACAAUCUUCUGGACGUCUCAGCAUACAAUGCCUUUGUCCUGUGGAAAGCAAGGCAUCCUGAGUGGGAGUCCACCAAGACCCACCAACGAAGGGUGUUCCUGGAGGAGCUGGGCCACAUGCCGGUGACUCCAGAAAUUGCAAGACGACCUUGUGCCCCACGCUCAAAAGCAGCCGCUGCUAUUGUUGCUGAGAUACAGCAGUCAGAAUCAGAAUCAGAGUAUGACCCACAGCCCAUCAACAAAAUGAGGAAAAGGUGCGAACUGUGUAUAAACAGAAGAACGGCAAACCACUUGCUCCAGCUGUGGAGUUACUGCAAAGAUCACUCUGCUGUGGUUUGCAUCUCCUGUCAUCCCUGA